This is a messenger RNA of Megalobrama amblycephala (Wuchang bream), 818 nucleotides long. RefSeq names its product NADH:ubiquinone oxidoreductase complex assembly factor (gene ndufaf3). The transcript is spliced from 5 exons. Lineage: Eukaryota; Metazoa; Chordata; Actinopteri; Cypriniformes; Xenocyprididae. Bases 136 to 684 code for a protein of 182 amino acids. Gene Ontology annotation, biological process: mitochondrial respiratory chain complex I assembly. Gene Ontology annotation, cellular component: mitochondrial inner membrane. The record is from RefSeq and is a predicted model, not a curated record.
UAUAUACAGGUUUGAAGCGGUUAGACUUUAAACAUGGGCAGAUGAGAAGCGUCAACCUGCGGAGGAUGUUGACACCGGCAGUGUGUGCCAGUCAAAUGUGUCCGUGUGCACGCGAGCGCGUGAGUUCCGCGCGUCAUGGCCGCUGUGAGCUGCGCGAGGUUACUGUCACCGGGAUGCGUUCACGGACUGCGGCUCGGUUCGAGGGUUCUUCCAGCUCUGACCCGAGUCGCUCCGCUGCGCAGCCACAGGCUCGGCCCCGCCGAUGACGAGCUGUACCAGAGGACCACGGUGUCCGUGAUGCAGAAGGAGGCGGAGGCAGGAACCAUCAUCUACAGCUACAGCCCGCGAGGAUUCAACAUCAGCGGCAACAGAGUGCUGGGCCCGUGUGCCGUGGUGCCGCCGGCCAUCCUGCAGUGGAACGUGGGCCGUCACACGGACAUCACGGAGGAGAGCUUGUCUCUGUUUCAUCUGCUGGAGCCGCGCAUCGAGGUUCUGGUUUUGGGGACGGGAGCUCGUACUGAACGUCUGGAUCCAAACGUGCUGGACUCCCUGAGGAAGAAGGGCAUCGCCGUCGAGGUUCAGGACACGCCCAACGCAUGUGCGACGUUCAACUUCCUGUCCAGCGAGAGGCGAUUAGUAGCGGCCGCGUUGAUUCCCCCUCCGGCCUCGAGCGCCGUCGAAUGACAGCAUCACGCAGGAAACAUGUUUUGUGAUGUCAUUUCCUCAUGUGUGUCACAUGACCUCUGUAAAUGUCUUUAUGGCAGAGUUCUGCUGAUGAAUGUAUAGUGAAUACAGACAGAUUAAAGGUAUUAAACGUG